Messenger RNA from Rotaria sordida, 1404 nucleotides. The record is from the annotation of a GenBank genome assembly. Lineage: Eukaryota; Metazoa; Rotifera; Eurotatoria; Philodinida; Philodinidae.
AUGGCGACAACAACAGACAAAAUUCCUUGUGUUAAAUGCAAAAAACCAAAAAACACACUAACAUGUCAUGGAUGUUCUCAAGCUUUUUGUCUAAAUCAUAUCAAUGAACAUCAUAAUGAGCUGAGCGAACAAUUAGUUACGAUUGAAGAUCAAUUUAAUGAGCUCAGAAUUGAAAUCGAUGAACAAAAAUCUGAGCUACAAAAACAUGAAUUAAUAAAAAUUAAUAGGUGGGAAAGUGAUUCGAUCGAAAAGAUUCGACAAGUAGCCAAUGAAGUUCGUCAUGAACUUUCAUCGUAUGGCAAUAUAUUGAUUACAGAUCUCAAUUCUAAAUUAAAACAAUUGGCCGAAAAACUCGAUCAAUGUCGUAGAGAGGAUGAUUUUAUCGACACAGAUAUUCAAUUUUUCAAUGAAAAACUCACACAAUUGAGAGACACUCUCAACAAUCCAUUCAACUUCGAAAUUGAACAAGAUUCAACAUCUUUCAUCGAAAAACUUCGUCUUACAAUAAAAAUACCAAGUCUUCACAAUGAAAAUCUGAAUGCGAAUGUGAAAUGGAUACAGGACGGUGUCACUGUCGCUGGAGGAAAUGUACAAGGUGGUGGAAUCAAUCAAUUCAACCAUCCAUGGAGUUUGUGUGUUGAUAAUUAUCAAACUGUCUAUAUUGCUGACUGCUACAAUCAUCGUAUUGUGGAAUGGAAAUACGGUGCGAUGACUGGUCGAGUUGUGGCUGGUGGAAAUGGAUCUGGAAAUCUUCUUGAUCAGUUGCACUAUCCGGCAGAUAUAAUUAUUGAUAAAGAAAGAGAUAGUCUUAUCGUUUGCGAUUAUACCAACAGAAGAGUAGUUCGAUGGGAUCGUCAAGAUGGUAAAAUUGGAGAAACGAUCAUCGAUGAUAUUGGAUGUUGGGGAUUGACGAUGGACGAUGAUGGAUUUCUCUAUGUUGUUGAUAAAGAUAGACAUGAAGUUAGACGAUACAAAAUGGGAGAAGAUCAAGGAGUAUUGGUUGCAGGUGGAAAUGGGCCAGGAAAUCGUCUGGACCAGUUAUAUGAUCCGAAAUACGUAUUUGUCGAUCAAGAACAUUCAGUAUACGUAUCGGAUUCUAGUAAUCAUCGUGUGAUGAAGUGGAUGAAAGAUGCGAAAGAGGGCAUUGUUAUGACUGGUAGUCAAGGUCAAGGAAAUAAUCUUACACAAUUAUCAAAUCCUCUUGGAAUUGUCGUGGAUCGAUCUGGUACUCUCUAUGUAGCUGACUGUUCGAAUCAUCGAAUAAUGAGUUGGUGUCAAGGAGCCACACAGGGAAGUGUUAUCGUCGGUGGAAAUGGUCAAGGACGUCAAACAAAUCAACUCUCUGGUCCAAUUGGUGUAUCAUCAUCAUCACCAUCAUCGGAUAGUGUAAGAGAGAUGAUUUAA